This is a messenger RNA of Nannospalax galili (Upper Galilee mountains blind mole rat), 906 nucleotides long. RefSeq names its product CD28 molecule (gene Cd28). The record is from RefSeq and is a predicted model, not a curated record. The transcript is spliced from 4 exons. The coding region runs from base 84 to 734 and encodes 216 amino acids. NCBI's taxonomy places the organism in Eukaryota, Metazoa, Chordata, Mammalia, Rodentia, Spalacidae. Gene Ontology annotation, biological process: T cell receptor signaling pathway; T cell costimulation; positive regulation of T cell proliferation. Gene Ontology annotation, cellular component: membrane; external side of plasma membrane.
UCACAGGCUUUGGCAAGUGCAUCUUCAGUUCACCUCACUCUGGCUCAAGAAGGAGGGGCUGGAGCCCUGGCCACGUUAGGACAAUGACACUGGGGCUGCUGCUCUUGGCUCUCAACUUCUUCCCUUCAAUUCAAGUAGCAGAAAACAAGAUUUUGGUGAAGCAGUUGCCCAUGCUUGUGGCGCAUAACAAUGAAGUCAACCUUAGCUGCAAUUACACCUACAACCUCCUCUCAAAGGAGUUUCGGGCAUCGCUUUAUAAAGGAGUGAAUAGUGAUGUGGAAGUCUGCAAUGUGAGUGGGAAUUUUUCCCAUCAGCUUCAGUUUCACUCAAAUAUGGGGUUCAACUGUGAUGGGAAUUUGGACAAUGAAACAGUGACAUUCUACCUUCGGAAUCUGCACGUUAAUCAAACAGAUAUUUACUUCUGCAAAAUUGAGGUCAUGUAUCCUCCUCCUUACAUAGGCAAUGAGAAGAGCAAUGGAACAAUCAUUCAUGUGAAAGAGGAACAUCAUUGCCUUGCUGCUGAGCUGUUUUGGGCACUGGUGGUGGUUGGUGGACUCCUGGCUCUCUAUAGCUUCCUAGUGACACUGGCUCUCAGUAUUUUCUGGACCAAGAGCAGAAGGAACAGGCUCCUUCAGAGUGACUACAUGAACAUGACUCCCCGGAGGCUUGGACCCACCCGCAAGCACUAUCAACCCUACGCCCCAGCUAGAGACUUUGCAGCCUACCGCUCCUGACAGGGACCCCUAUCCAGAAGCCAGCCGGCUGACACCCCACCACCUGCUCAACACCACUGCUCUGGAUAGGAAAGGACUGCUUCAUCUUCAGCCGGUCACUUUUGACCCCUGAUGGGACACCAACGCCAAUUAUUUUUGCGCAUCUAGACCUAAUAUCAAGACCAUCUUGAGA